This is a messenger RNA of Schistocerca gregaria, 1581 nucleotides long. RefSeq names its product la-related protein Larp4B-like. Gene Ontology annotation, biological process: positive regulation of translation. Lineage: Eukaryota; Metazoa; Arthropoda; Insecta; Orthoptera; Acrididae. The record is from RefSeq and is a predicted model, not a curated record. Gene Ontology annotation, molecular function: mRNA 3'-UTR binding. Gene Ontology annotation, cellular component: cytoplasmic stress granule; cytosol.
AUGGGCUUAGCUAAGGACGAUUUGCUGAUGAAAAUCACCACCAACACAGUAUGGGACAAGGAGAUUCCGCUCACCGCUUACGUGUACAUGAAUGGGGACAUUGGCAAGCUCCCUUCAGGGGCGGUGUACCCAGCCACCCCUGACUCGCUGGCCACCACGGCAACUACGAGCUCAGAUUUCUGCUCUCUUAAUGGCCUAGGAGAUUCACUGGAGACGUAUGUGCAGGAUAGCAGUCCUCCAGGGGGAUCGCUUGUGGAUCCGAGCCCAGUUGAUGCAGGCCUCCCCCUGGACCAACUAAAACAAAUGCUGUCUUCGCAGUUAGAAUAUUACUUCUCAAGGGAAAAUCUGGUAAAUGAUGCAUAUUUAUUGUCACAAAUUGAUAAUGAUCAAUAUGUACCAAUAUGGACUGUGGCAAAUUUCAAUCAAGUGAAGAAACUGACAAAAGAUAUAAAACUUAUAACAGAAGUUUUGAGAGAGUCACCAAAUGUACAAGUUGACGAGGAAGGUCAGAAGGUGAGACCAAACCACAAGAGAUGUAUUGUAAUUUUACGUGAAAUACCUGAUCACACCCCAUUGGAAGACGUAAAGGCCCUGUUCUCUGGUGAAGGUUGCCUAAAAUUAAUUUCAUGUGAAUUUGCGCACUAUAAUUCCUGGUAUGUAACUUUCGAGUCUGAUGAAGAUGCUCAACGAGCUUACAGAUUUUUGCGCGAAGUUCGUGAGUUUCAGGGAAAGCCUAUAAUGGCAAGAAUAAAGGCUAAACCUAUGAAUAGGUUACCUAUUCCUCCAGUUCCUUCCAUGGGUGUAGCUCUGAAAAAUGGCUACAGGACACCACCUGCACUUUACGACCCUAACACUUAUCAGGGGCAGCAAAGGUUUCUGUAUUCAAAUGGUAGUUCUGUGGCACCGAAUGUAAACUUUGGAAGUCAAGUUCAUGUUUAUACAUUUCAUCAGCAGCACCAGCCUUUCUAUCCACCAAAUAUGCUGCAACCCUGGACAGCAGCUAGCCCAGCAUAUUUUGAUAUUGGCAGUGUUUUCUCUGUUAAUGGAUUAGCACCAACAGGAUCUUUCGCUAAACCUCCAGCUGCUUGCUACGUCCCCCGAAAUAGAAGCAAGAGGAGUCAGCCUAUUCCCGAGCGAGGAAGCUUGUCUGAUAGUGUUGUGAAUGUUACGAGACAGCCGGUAAACUUACAUCAGUACCACCCUUUCGGAACUGGCAGCGUGACGACUGUAAGUGUGACAGUACCUAAGACUACCAGCAGCAGUGUUGCGUCUGUGGGGAAAGUGCAGCCCACAGUGACAUCAGUUGCAGCUACGACACUGGUGACUGCAACGGUCGUCGACAGCCAUUUCAAAAGUCAAUCAAUACAGCAAGAUAAUGGAGAUAUUAAUGGACCUAACCAGGGCGCCCAACUACGCACAGAAACGCAAGACUGGUUCAAGCAGAGGGAUGUUUUGACGGGAAAGGAGCCAAUGCCUCCCAGGCACAGGCUGAGACGGAGAGAGGAUGAGGUUUUAGUGACAGGGAGGACACCAGCUGUGGUAAGAGUGGCGAAGCCUGCAUCCCCAGGGGGGUACCACUGA